Messenger RNA from Asterias rubens (European starfish), 3050 nucleotides. RefSeq lists its product as uncharacterized. The record is from RefSeq and is a predicted model, not a curated record. The transcript is spliced from 6 exons. Lineage: Eukaryota; Metazoa; Echinodermata; Asteroidea; Forcipulatida; Asteriidae. The coding region runs from base 1 to 2058 and encodes 685 amino acids.
AUGUAUCGAGAGAGAGAGAGAGAGAGAGAGAGAGAGAGAACUCUCUGCAAUGAUGAUAGCAGUAUCGUCAAGAUAUUCCAUGGCUGUAUCAUCGCAUAUAUGCGAUGCCAUCAUUCUCUGCUGUCUGCUGUAUGUGGCUGCAGCAAGGAGCAGUAUUUCAUGUUGAGGCAGCGAGUGGAGGAGAGUAAACAACGCAUCACGCUAAUGGAGAGCGAGUUUCUUCAGAGCACCCUCUACACUGAGAAUGAACUGGACGAGUGCAGAGAAGAGCUGCGCCUAGCUCAGCAAAGAUACAAUGCUUUGGAGAAGAGCCACCAAGAAUUGCAUGAGAUAAACAGCGAUCUCGAAGAACGGAUUCUUGACAUUGCGGCAGCGUACGAGAAGGAGAAGCAAGCACUGAAUCGAGAGGUUCUGACGCUGAGCCAGAGACUCCUGGACACCAAGUUUGAGAUCAACAAGCAAGAAGAGAGAAAUGCACGCUACAAGAAGGAUUGUCAGCUUGCUGUUGAGCUUCUCCAAUGCACCCCCUCUGGAGCGUAUAUGCAACACAAAGUCAGCCAGCUUCCACACGAUCUCCAAUAUUACGUUCAUCAACUCAUGGGUGAAAUGAACUCCUUCCGUGGACCCAGCGGCACUUCCAGCAAUCAACGUAUCAACAUCACCUCUCACUCAUCCGUACAAAACAAGGGACCCGACAAUAGCCAACCCCUUCUGGGUUCGGACACGUCCAACGGCCACUUGUCCGGCAGGGUGUACGACUCAGUCCCCGCUAACAUCAUCGCAAGAGCCAUGCAACUCAGAGACGAAGAAGAGCGCAAGGAAGUCGAGAAGUUGGUCCCAACGCUACGCAGCCGCAGUAAACACGAAGUCGCCGUCAUUCUACACGAUAAGGGCACGCAGACCAUCGCGACAAGUACAGGGGACCAGUCGGAGCCGCUGUGCAUCAGGUGCGGCGCCGACUUGAAUCGUUCGCCCGUCGAGCCCGAACCAUUGUUAAUCAAACCCGAACCCUUACUACCUAUACUACCCAUACCGGAACCAGAACCCAAAAUGUUCAACUUACUAGAUCUUUCGGAGCCUCUCCAGGCUAAACCUCAACCCACGAAAACAAACGAGAACCUGUUGCUGGAUUUACUGGAUACCGCGGUGCCGGAAGAAACCUCCACUGAACUCAACAUCAAGCGUUCUCUAGAGAACCUCUCGUUGGCUGACUUGCUUCUCGAUAUACCAAACUCGGAGACGAUGGUCAAACCACUAGGCGCCGCUUCGAUCGAACGUGAAGAGACUCCUUCGACGGCCGAUAUCCUGUCGCUAGUCUCUCCAUUGGAUUCAUGCUCCCCUAUGCAGGAUGAUAUGUCAGAUAGCAGCAGCGCUAGUAAAGAGAGUAAUACCGGCACACCUAGUAGUGUAGGAUCUUCCCUGACUGAAGCCGACGCAGCCCUAGCUACUCCCAAGCCACCGGCCGUCAAAGCCACUGGCCCUGCAAGACGAGUCCAGAGUGGUCCAACACAACCCCAGCACCAGCAGAAUCAGAAGUACAACAGCCACAGCAUCCUGUCGGAGAGUUCACCCACAACCGAUGCCGAGUUCAAGAAAGUAGGCAAAGCCGCCGUCAUCAAAUCUCAGCAGCGAAACCAGCGGACUGGCCUGACCAACGGCAAUGCCAGAACGCCCACUGAAGAAGGGAAGAUCAUACCCAAUAUACUCACAGAUCACACCAACGGUACCAUGCAAAAAGCUCAUCCCUUUCCGAAUCAGAAUCAGAUUCAAGCUUCACUUCCAGAUAACCCAAGCAUGGAUGAGAAGAAGGAACGAGUCUCUAUGUACGUCAACGAGACUAACGCCGAGAACUUGAAAAAGAAGACGCCCCCCAAGCCAAGGCUCGUGGGAAGCGCGUCAAAACCCAUUGGCCAAGUCACCGGAUCCCAACAGCCGAGGACCACUGCGCCUAAACCCAACCCCAAUGCGACUCCAAACUCCAACUCAAAUUCCAACUCCAACAACGCUGAUCCAGCUAAUAAAAAUCGUAAUGCUCACUUCUUGCAGACCAGCGUCUGAUACUCCUCACCAACAAAGCUUACCAAUCGUACUUUCAGAUCAUUUCUACUUCCAAAUGAGCUUUCAAAAUCUUCGUUUUUUGAUGUGACCUCAAUGGUAUGCUCAAACCUAGCUUGAAUAUUUGUGUGUAAUCAAUGUUUAUAGAACAGAUCUCUGUAGGACGUAAAAUAUGAAUAAUACAAAACAAAAUGGUCAUUUGUGUGUAGUUGAGCACUCCAACAGCUUCAAACAGCUCUGGUCUGUGCUUAGCAGAAGUAGAGUACUAGUUAAUAGCAGACUAGAGUACUGUCUGGUUGAGGUCAUUGAUCAUAGACUUAUACUAAAAACAGAAUGUGUCUAAUAGUCGAGUGUUAUAUUGUGUCCAACGACGGAGUUUUUUUUUGGAGUGAUUCCAUUAAGCACGUUUUUUUAAGUCACGUGUGAACAAGUUUUUAUAAUUCCCCAGUAAAGUGGGUUUUCCAAAAUUGGAGGCCAGUGAUUGAAGCAUAAAACUUCUCCAUUCUGUUGAUUUAUUACAAACUUGUCUGUUUUUCGGCUGUUGAGAAGUAGCUUUGUGGUCUUGGAAUUUGCGACCAAAGCUGAACUGUAUGUUGAUUUACUUUUUACCUAUUUUUUUAUCACUUUUUUUUAAAAAGAUAAGUUUAUCAAGAGUUAUUGAUUUCAGGGUGUUCCGGCGAGUGCUCAGAAAAAAAAAAGCAAACAAAACAGUUCUCUUAUGAGAUGGAAACAUUCCAGGUGUUGUUCGUUUUAGGAACGAGGCGUGAGAAUGCUGGUUCGAUGUGGCUGAAAAAAAUAAUUGAUAUUUUUAAAACUAUUUUAAUUUUCUUCUUAAAAAUGCAUAAAGCUCUACUGAGUUUUUUUAAGUUACAAGAAUAUCCUAUGAAAGGAUUUUGUGAAAGUACUAUUUUAAACUUAAUUGUGUUUUUAACGGAAAGCUUCAUAAAUUCAAAUAGAUGCUGUAGAAGUGAAGGUUAUUCUAGGUAGGGGAGGGG